UAACGAUGAAGGCUUCGCUGCCCCAACGGGAAUUAAUCCGAAAUUCCACGCUUUAAUCCCUUCCAUCCUGUUCCUUUUCCUCUCUCUCUUCCUUCUCGUUCCUCCUGCAUCUCUGUCUGUCUGUCUCUCUGGCGCUCGGAUUUUUUUCCGGUGUAGGACGGAAGGGAGAAACACCCGCGCAGGAUAAUAUAACUUGGGCAACGUGUACAGUAUAGUUUUAGGACAUAUGCUGGAGGAGGUGGGUGACGGCCUCGAAAGGAGAAGGAGGAGGACCUUCACAGAGUCGCCCAAUCAGCGCGGCAUGUUUCAAUGAAGCUGCGGGUGGGCGUGGCGAUUUUAUGGCGAAGAGCAGGAGUUGCUGCUGUCGCUGCUGCUGCUGGGCGGAGUAGGGAGCGACACCUGCGCGAGGCUUUGUUGAGUGGACACGUGGCGAGACUCUGGGGUCCGGUGCGGGUGUCGCUGCUGCACACGACUCCGGUUCGCAUGGACCCAGUGUCUUCGUGGUUGGCGGUCAGGGCUGCCAACUUGGCCCUGGUUGUGGCCUUGAUUGGCGGCAGGAGAAGUAGGAGAUGGUUUCACAGACAAAGUGAUGAGAAGAAGCAGAAAAUCUACACAUAUUUGGGUGGUGCCUCUGCUUUGUCAGUGCUGCUGAUCUUGAUGAACCAGUGGGUGCACACUGAGUGGAACCCAGUCACAGAGAGAAACCAGGCUUUCUUAUUCAAGAAUUGGAGGAUGAGUUUGGCUGGCGCCAAACUCAUCCUCCCGUUAAUCUCGUGGGAACCCAAGGUCGCCGAAACUCUCAGCCUUCUCCUCAAGGAGACAUUCCUCUAUGACCUCCGAGAACAACAAAGUAAAUCCGUCAUUCGACUUCUGGAAAGGGGUGGAGUCCUAGCAGACGCUUACAGGGAAUUCAUUGAAGAAUGGGAGAGAGAUGGUGUAAUUACACCUACAUCACUAGAAGAAUUGUAUGCCAGAGGAACUCCCUUUACAGAAAAAUUAAAUGAAGAAAUUACUCGAUAUCUUCGUCUUGAUAGAGUGGAGAUUUUUGGAAAUGAAGAAGAGGAAGAAGCAGCUAAUGAAGUCGAAUUGGAGAAAUACUUAAGCCUAAUCAAAAGAGCACCAGAUGGAAGAGUAAUAGCUCCUCUCUUAAAGAACAGAACAUUCUAUGAUAAUGUUUCACCUAAUCUCAUAACUGGAGAACAGCGAAGUAAAUCCGUCAUACAACUGCUGGAAAGGGGUGGAGUCCUAGCGGACACCCACAGAGAAUUCAUUGAAGAAUGGGAGAAAGAUGGUACGCUAGUGGAUCAGCGUUAG
Notodromas monacha is the source of this 1314-nucleotide messenger RNA. NCBI's taxonomy places the organism in Eukaryota, Metazoa, Arthropoda, Ostracoda, Podocopida, Cyprididae. The record is from the annotation of a GenBank genome assembly.